This is a messenger RNA of Fraxinus pennsylvanica, 420 nucleotides long. Lineage: Eukaryota; Viridiplantae; Streptophyta; Magnoliopsida; Lamiales; Oleaceae. The record is from the annotation of a GenBank genome assembly.
AUGCAAUCAGAGAUUACCAAUCGGCCUCCGAUUUGGGAUUGUGGAAGCUCACUGUAUGAUUCCUUUGACAAGAAAGCAUUUGAAAAACUACCCGAUUCUGCCAUAAAUUCGAGAACACUCUCGAUGCCGUAUUUAUCCGAUCGCCACCUUCGACUGUCGCCACAAAUUCUGUACAAAAAAACUUCGAAAUUAUCGUGGUCUUUCAUAAGCUACUCCAAUCUGUUUUCAGGCCAAAGCAGAAUAAAUCAGGCACGGGAUUUUAAGUUGCUUAUGAUACAUCCAGUACAGAAUAAAUCGGCCAAGCCCUCACUGCCACUACAGACUAAGCCCGAUGCCUGUCACCGCCGCAGAAGCCUUCGUACAUCCCUACGGCAACCAAGUUCCAAAAGUGUCACUUACCGCGACCAUCGGGACUUGUGA